AUGCAGGAGACACAUACUCCUGAAGGUCGUCGCUUAGAGGGUCGUAUUCCAGUCCGCGAAUCCCCGGGACGAGCCGCGUUCAUUGGGCCAUACCACGUGUUGGGGCCGCGAACGACCCAGCGCGCGCAAGCUAGCGCUAUCGUUGACAGGGAUCUCAGCCCCAAAGCCCCAAAUACGUUUCAGAUUGUGCCGGGUACCAAGGCGUAUUUUUCCAGCCAGGCGGUUCAUCCUCAUAAUUGGGAGGUUGGAAUGUGCGUUCACCAGCUGAUCGUCCUUAGCGGGAGCCGUGAAUAG
Messenger RNA from Penicillium chermesinum, 294 nucleotides. RefSeq lists its product as uncharacterized. The record is from RefSeq and is a predicted model, not a curated record. NCBI's taxonomy places the organism in Eukaryota, Fungi, Ascomycota, Eurotiomycetes, Eurotiales, Aspergillaceae. Bases 1 to 294 code for a protein of 97 amino acids. The transcript has a single exon.